AAAUGAAUAUGCAUAACAAGAAGAGUAUAUAAACUGUGUAUCUGACCAAUAACUUAGCAUACCACAAGCAUUCAACUUUGUGUUUAUCUCAUUCUUCCCAUGUUGGACUGCAUGAAAAGGAUCUGAAGCAGCACAGACGGAACAACAGGGCAAAUAAGAGAAGAAUUAUGUAUCUUCUAUGGCCUCUACUGUUUCUUCAUGUUUCAGCACAACGUUGGACGCUGUUUGCACAGUCAAAAAAAAUUACAUACAGCACCUUUCAUCUUUUGUCACUGGAUGAAGAUGACCGACCAAAGCAGCCAACACAGGAGGGCAGCAUAAGAUUGGUGGGGGAUCAUCCUUCAUCUGGUCGUGUGGAGAUUUAUCAUGAUGGACAGUGGGGUACAGUUUGUGAUGACGGAUGGGACCUGGCCGAAGCACAAGUGGUGUGUCAUCAGAUGGGUUUUCCUGGAGCGAAAAUAGUUACACCUGGAGGACAAUAUGGUGAAGGUUCUGGUCCAAUCUGGCUGGAUGACAUGAACUGUAAAGGCUCUGAGAGCUCAUUGUCUGAAUGCAGAUUCAAAGGCUGGGGUGUUACUGACUGCACACAUAAAGAGGAUGCAGGAGUGGUCUGUGAGAAUGGUACAAACAUAACCAGCAAUCGUCAGUUCUCUGUGGAUAACAGUUUGGGUUUGUCUGAUGAUCUUGGUCUUCUGUUUGAUAGUGGAGAUGGUUGUGAUUUCAGCAUUAAUGUACGAGACCUCAGUGAAAAGGCGGAGUUGACGUUUUGUGUGCACCGUUUGAUUCUCAUGAUUUAUCCAGAACUAAACAUAACAAAUGAGUCCAGAAACCUCACAGUGGAUGUCAGCCAGACGUGCCAUCUUCAUGUCUCUGCUUUUCUCAGGUAUUUGUACACACGUCAGAUUGAUGUUUCCAUCACAUCAGCUCAAUGUCUCCAUCAGCUGGCAUUUAUCUUUGGAGUGAAGAAGCUUAUGGAGGAUGUUGGCAGGGUCUUCACUUUACUCAUUCCUGAAGACAACACCUUCCGGACACAGGUAUCCUUGUACGAGUAUGGCGUCCGCACAGGUGACCUUGUUCUGCAGGAAAAUGUCCUUCAGUAUCUUUCCUGGAACUGUGAGUUCCUCAUAAGCUCUCCGGUGUGGAGCACCAUCUCCUUUCACAUGAUGGACGCUCUGCUGCAGCGCUCAGACCUGGUUGUGGAGGAUGAAGCUUUACUUCUUGAAGCUCUGGAGAGAUGGAUCCAAGACAAAGGUGAUGAAAUUAGUUCAGAACAACAGGCCAGCCUCCUGAAUCACAUCCGCUUCCUCUUGAUCCCAGUGGAUAAACUGUAUGAAAUGCAGUUUUCCUCAAGUGUUCUCCAUCAGAAUCAUGAGAAACUUUACCUAAAUGGUCUGCUCAGAGGUUUUCAGUUCAAUGCUCUAAAUUUCUCUAAGAUCAGGAGUAAAAUGGAAAACAUGAAUGAUUAUCUACCCAGAAUCUACACUGCUGAUGAGUGGAGUCUACAUGUAGUUAUCAAUAAAACAAGCAUCAAUUACCAUGGAAAAAAUAACAGAUUCCAAACCUUCUCCACUCCUGCACACCCUAGUGCUCUUUACAAAGAGCAGAAGGUCCGGUGGCGAGCACAGGUUUUUCUUAGUGUUUAGGAAUGCUCUAACUAUGGUGUUUCAUGUAAUUCUGUUCCUGUUGCAAGGUUCCUCGCAAGUGGCAAUCAGUACAUUUACGCUAACACCAUUCGCUUCAGCAACAGGUUAAUUCUCACCUGUAAGAGUCAAAACAAUGUCUUUCAUGUCCAGUACUUCAAAAACGACAAGGCAGUGAUUCCAAAUAACACCAGUAUGGGUCUGCCUAACCCCUGCCCUAAUGACUACAGUUUUAGAUUUGUAGUGUGUCCAGAGUAUAUCUGACUGCACUGAGUUACAUUUGGCUACAGGUAGUUUACUACAGGCAUUUCAGUCCAAUCAAAUCUAUUAGCUUCAAUCAAGCCUCUUUUUAAAAAUACAUGUUAUUCAUUUAUAAUCUUGAAUUUUCUUGGUUUGACUGAAAUGUUUCACUUGACUUUAAAAUUUUCAUUUAAUUGUUUUAGCAAUAAAAAUACAUAAUUUUGCAAGUGCACUUAAAAAUACAAAUAUGUUUCUUUCAAUAUCUCUGGUGUUUGAUUCCAUUUAUUGUUGAAAUGUUUCUGAAAUAUGUCAGGUCUUCACCAUAAUUGAAUUAAUCAAUUAAAAUCAGUUUAUCAAGCCUUAGAUAAGACACGUAUUGAUUCAUUAUAUUGUGGUCAAAAAGAAAUUUGUUGGCCAGGUGUCCACUGGUUUAGUAAGGCCCACUCUGUUAGGAUUGAGAAGAAAAAGUAGACCAUAAAAAAGUGAAGGGUGCAGUACCACACUGACUACACAUAUACUUUAGAACAGUGGUUUCCAACCACAUUCCUGGAGGCCCACCAACACUGCACAUUUUGUAUGUCUCCUCAAUCAAACACACCUGAUUAAGGUUACCAGCUCAUUAGUGACUCAAAGAUCUAAAAUGGUUGUGUCAGACAAAGGAGACAUGCAAAAUAUGCAGUGUUGGUAAGCCUCCAGGAAUGUGGUUGGGAAACACUGCAAGUCAAACAUGAGACUUCAUGAAAUGUUUUAUUAUUUACAAUAUAAACUGAGUUCACCUAGGGUGUAUUCCAGAAAGCAAGGUUAACUUACUGUGACAUAGACCCUGAACUCUCGGUUAAUAAGGUUAAUAAAGUUAGCAGCCAGAAAAAUGGAGCGCAGCUGGAAGAAAUCAAAACUAGAAGUAUUUCGUAUUUCGUGGAGAGAGAGAAUGAUUGAGUACAGAAAGGCCUUAAAAUCUGCUAGAUCUGCCUAUUUUUCAAAACUCUUAGAAGAAAAUAAACACAACCCUAGGUAUUUAUUUGAUACAGUGGCUAAAUUAACAAGAAAUAAAGCUUCAACUUCUGAUGUUUCCAAAGAGCACAGCAGUAAUGACUUUAUGAACUUCUUUACUUGCAAGAUUGAUAAUAUUAGAGAAAAAAUAAUAACCAUGCAACCGUCUACUACAGUAUCGUGUCAGAUAGUGCAUUGUAGUGUCCCUGAGGAAAAAUUCAAUUCAUUUACUGCUUUAGGAGAGGAAGAAUUGUCUAAACUUGUUAAAUCAUCAAAAUCAACAACAUGUAUGUUAGACCCUAUACCGACUAAGCUAUUGAAAGAAAUGCUUCCAGAGGUCAUAGACCCUCUUCUCAAUAUCGUCAAUUCAUCUUUAUCAUUAGGAUACGUACCAAAAACUUUUAAGCUGGCUAUUAUUAAACCUCUUAUUAAAAAACCACAACUUGAUCCUAGAGAAUUAGUCAAUUACAGGCCGAUCUCAAAUCUCACUUUUCUGUCAAAAAUACUAGAAAAGGCAGUAUCAUCACAGCUAUGUUCCUUUUUAGAAAGAAAUGGUAUCUGUGAGGAUUUCCAGUCAGGAUUUAGACCGUACCAUAGUACUGAGACUGCUCUCAUUAGAGUUACUAAUGAUUUGCUCUUAUCAUCAGAUCGUGGUUGUAUCUCUCUAUUAGUGUCACUGGAUCUUAGUGCAGCAUUUGACACUAUUGAUCACAAUAUUCUUUUAAAUAGACUCGAAAAUUAUGUUGGCAUUAGUGGAAUUGCAUUGUCAUGGUUCAAAUCAUACUUAUCUGACCGUUAUCAGUUUGUAGUAGUAAACGAAGACAUGUCAUAUCGAUCACAAGUUCAAUAUGGAGUACCACAAGGCUCAGUACUAGGACCGUUACUGUUCACUCUGUACAUGCUACCCUUGGGAGAUAUCAUUAGGAAGCAUGGCGUUAGUUUUCAUUGUUACGCUGAUGAUACUCAGCUCUAUAUUUCUUCGCGCCCUGACGAAACUUACCAAUUCACAAAAUUAACGGAAUGCAUAGCUGAUAUAAAAAAUUGGAUGACCAGUAAUUUCCUACUACUAAAUUCAGAAAAACAGAGAUUCUAAUUUUUGGACCAAAAACUUCUUCACGUAAUAACCUAGAAUAUUGUCUAACACUUGAUGGCUGCUCUGUUAAGUCUUCGUCGUCAGUUAGGAACCUGGGUGUGCUCUUUGAUACCAAUCUUUCAUUUGAAGGCCAUGUUACUAGCAUCUGUAAAACCGCAUUCUUCCAUCUUAAAAAUAUAUCUAAACUACGACAUAUGCUCUCAAUGAAAAAUGCAGAACAGUUAGUUCAUGCGUUCAUGACCUCAAGGCUAGAUUACUGUAAUGCUCUACUGGGUGGUUGUUCUGCUCGCCUGAUAAAUAAACUACAGCUCGUACAAAAUGCAGCAGCUAGAGUUCUUACUAGAACCAGGAAGUAUGACCAUAUUAGCCCAGUUCUGUCAACACUGCAUUGGCUUCCUGUUAAACAUCGUAUAGAUUUUAAAAUCUUGCUAAUUACUUACAAAGCACUAAAUGGUUUAGCUCCCCAGUACCUGAGCGAGCUCCUAAUUCAUUAUAGACCUUCACGUCUAUUGCGAUCUCAGAAUUCAGGCCAGCUGAUAAUACCUAGAAUAUCAAAAUCAACCGCAGGUGGUAGAUCCUUCUCCUAUUUGGCACCUAAACUCUGGAACAAUCUUCCUAGCAUUGUUCGGGAAGCAGACACACUCUGUCAGUUUAAAUCUAGACUAAAAACGCAUCUCUUUAACCUGGCAUAUACAUAACACAUUACCAAUUUAUAUUUCCAAAUCCGUUAAAGGAUUAUUAGGCUGCAUAAAUUAGGUCAGCCGGAACCGGGAACACUUCCUAUAACACCUGAUGUACUCGUUACAUCAGAAGAAGAAUGGCAUCUACGCUAAUAUUAGUCUUUCUGUUUAUCCCGAGGUUCACCGUAGUCAACCGGAUCCGGGCCGUAUCCAGGUGAGACCAAGGACCUGCACCUUGACACGACCACAACGCAGCCCUGAAGUAUCAGCAGAGAUUGAGUCAACUAGAUCAUCCCCUGUGAAGGCCUCAUCGACACGACAGCCACGACACAGUUCCUCAACAACCGUCCAUACCGGCGUGAUGAAUACGAUCCUCAAUUGGAUGGAACUGAAAUAAAUACUUUUAAUGUUGCGAUCCUAUUGGACUUAUGAUAGCAACCUGAAUUGUAACAAAGCACUGUUGGCCAGAGGAGAACUGGCACCCCGACUAAGCCUGGUUUCUCCCAAGGUUUUUUUCUCCAUUUUAACACCAAUUUGCCACUUGUCUGCCACCUGAUGUCACCUCAUGGAGUUUGGGUUCCUUGCCGCUGUCGCCUCUGGCUUGCUUAGUUGGGGACACUUGACUUGACAUUUGAUAUUCAACAGUGCUUUGAUCUGCCUGCAUUGACACUAUUCUUUAAGAGCUGCUGUGCAGCCAAACAAUGUACCAGUUAUCAAUGUAAAGCUGCUUUGACACAAUGUACAUUGUAAAAAGCGCUAUAUAAAUAAAGGUGACUUGACUUGACUUGA
Ctenopharyngodon idella (grass carp) is the source of this 5432-nucleotide messenger RNA. Its product is annotated as galectin-3-binding protein A-like. Gene Ontology annotation, cellular component: membrane. Bases 168 to 1643 code for a protein of 491 amino acids. The transcript is spliced from 6 exons. The record is from RefSeq and is a predicted model, not a curated record. NCBI's taxonomy places the organism in Eukaryota, Metazoa, Chordata, Actinopteri, Cypriniformes, Xenocyprididae.